AUGGAAGAAAAAAAAAGAGAUUAUAAAAUUGAACCUGAGAAAACAGAAGCUACUAUUGAUACAUCUAAUUGGCCUUUAUUAUUAAAGAAUUAUGAUAAAUUAAAUAUACGUACAUCUCAUUUUACUCCUUUACCAAUGGGAAAUUCUCCAUAUUCAAGAAAUAUAGAAGAAUAUUUAAAAUAUGGGAUUAUAAAUUUAGAUAAACCUAGUAAUCCUUCAUCUCAUGAAGUAGUUUCAUGGAUAAGGAAAAUUUUACGAUGUGAAAAAACAGGGCAUAGUGGUACAUUAGACCCUAAAGUUACAGGUGUUUUAUUAGUUUGUUUGAAUAGAGCAACAAGAUUGGUAAAAUCACAACAAGAGUCAGGAAAAGAGUAUGUUUGUGUAUGUAAAUUUCAUUCGAAACCUAAGAGUAUAGAAGAGGUAAAAUUAGUAUUAAAUAAUUUUCAAGGAGCUAUAUUUCAAAGACCUCCAUUAAUAUGUGCUGUUAAAAGGCAAUUAAGAGUUAGAACAAUAUAUGAUUCCAAAUUAUUAGAUUAUGAUGAAAAAAAUAAUGUUUGUGUAUUUUGGGUUAAAUGUCAAGCCGGAACAUAUAUAAGAACCUUAUGUGAACAUAUAGGUUUAUUAUUAGGUGUAGGGGCACAUAUGCAAGAAUUAAGAAGAGUUAAAUCUGGAAAUAUGACAGAAUAUGAUAAUAUGUGUACAUUACAUGAUAUAUUAGAUGCUCAGUAUAUAUAUGAUACUACAGGUGAUGAAUCAUAUUUAAGAAAAAUUAUUACACCAUUAGAAAAAUUACUCAUAAAUUUCCCACGUAUAGUUAUAAAAGAUAGUGCUGUUAAUGCUAUAUGUUAUGGAGCUAAACUAACUAUACCAGGAGUUUUACGAUUUGAUAAUAAUAUUGAUGUAAAUACAGAAAUUGUUAUUAUGACAACAAAAGGAGAAGCAGUUGCAUUAGCCAUAGCACAAAUGACAUCUACAGUUAUAGCAACAGUAGAUCAUGGUGUUGUCUCUCUAACUAAAAGAGUUAUUAUGGAUAGAGAUACAUAUGAUGUAAAAUGGGGAUUCGGUAAUAGAUCUAUGGAAAAAAAAAAACUCAUACUUGCAGGACUCUUAGACAAAUAUGGUAAACCAAAUGAAAAAACUCCAUUAAGUUGGAUAAAAAGUGAAGGAUAUGCUCCAAAACUAAUUGGAACAAAUACAACCAACUUUAAUUUAGAUAUUCAAAAUGAUAAUACAAAAAAUGAAAAUAACAAUAAUAAAAUUGAAAAAAAUAAUUUAACCACUUCUUCAAUUAAUACAAAUAUUAACGAUGAUAUGUCUGAAGCAAAUAAAAAUCAAAAUGAAAAUGCAGAAAAAUCUGAUUCAAGUGAUUUAAAAAAAAAAAAAAAAAGAAAAACAUAA
Plasmodium adleri (nom. inval.) is the source of this 1398-nucleotide messenger RNA. Its product is annotated as H/ACA ribonucleoprotein complex subunit 4, putative. The coding region runs from base 1 to 1398 and encodes 465 amino acids. Gene Ontology annotation, molecular function: RNA binding; pseudouridine synthase activity. Gene Ontology annotation, biological process: rRNA pseudouridine synthesis; mRNA pseudouridine synthesis; snRNA pseudouridine synthesis. The record is from RefSeq and is a predicted model, not a curated record. NCBI's taxonomy places the organism in Eukaryota, Apicomplexa, Aconoidasida, Haemosporida, Plasmodiidae. The transcript has a single exon. Gene Ontology annotation, cellular component: box H/ACA snoRNP complex.